CACCUGCUUUACCACAUUUUACUUCUCAGUAGCCAGGCAUGGAGCUUUUGACUGUGGAUGAAAAAGUUAAAAAUAAAGAAGAUUUGAUUCAGGUGAAGAGUCAAGCUGGAAGAAAUAUUGCCAAGAAAUUACAGAAGAGAGAGUUUGAUCGACGUCAUAUCCGGGAACAAUUAAGGAUGUUGUUGCUGUCCCACAAAGAUUUUAUGCCCAUCAAAAGAGAUGCAAUUCGAUAUUUACAAGGAGCUCUAGAUGAAUAUAAUCAUGUAGAUGAACUUCAAAAGCAGAUUAAGAGCCUGUCUCAUGGGCUGAGAAGUGGGAGAAACACCUUGCUUGAGGAGAAACAAAUCCUUAGACAAAUCAAAUGUGCCCAAGAACAAAAAGAAAAGUUUUGUGCAGAUCUUGAAGCAAAAAAUUGGAGUCACUGGCAUUUACCAGAAGUUUUAAACUCAAAGGAAUUUGUCAAAAGUCAUUUCAAUCGUCUAUACAAUGAACUCGAAGGAGGGAUCAAGCAACAAACGGCAUAUUAUUCGAAGGCUGCCCGGCUUGGGAAAAAACUGUCUGCUGUUGAGAGAGAUAUAAGUUCUUUGCAAAAAAAGCUGGAAAAACUAGAAUGCAAAAGAGAAAAAAUGUAUGAGCAUCUUCAACAACUCAGAAGUUCUGUCCAAAACCCUUCUUGAUUUGAAUUGAAAGGUUUGCAAGAGUUACUCUAACCAUACUAGAGUCAAAAUCCCCUGGUCAAUGGGAUAAGGGGCAUAGGAAUGGUUAAUAACAUCCUUGGUUUAGAGCUACUAAUAAUAUGGUUUAAACAUUUAGGCUUGCACUUUAGGUCGUCCAAGAGUCAUCUUGCAAGUCUAG
Coffea arabica (coffee) is the source of this 855-nucleotide messenger RNA. Lineage: Eukaryota; Viridiplantae; Streptophyta; Magnoliopsida; Gentianales; Rubiaceae. The record is from RefSeq and is a predicted model, not a curated record.